CGUCAGUGCGCUACGUAACCCAUAGUUGCGCAAGUCCUUGUGGGUAACAGCUGAAGUGCCCUGCACGUUGACAUUGGGAGUGUAGGCUGACAACGUUAUUCAACCUCAGUCCUGUGCACAGCGGCACUAUCUGAACAGACUGUGGGCAGGAUGGGAGCCUCAGUGUCCACACCUGCAACUCCAACUGUGAAGGCCGAGGCCGUAAUGGUUGCCCCACCUCAGGGCUGUCCCAUGCACCAGGAAGCCCAGCCUGUUAAAGUGUCGCCACCAUCAGAGUGUCCCAUGCACCAAGCCCAGCCUGUCAGUGCGUCUCCUCCGUCGGAGUGCCCCAUGCACCAAGCAGCAGCAGGUCCAGUUCACCAGGACCGGGCCUAUGAGUUUGUGGAGUGUCCCAUGAGAGCUGCAACGGGCAUGAAGAGUGACAUCGACCCUGCAAACAUGAUGCCUCCUCCAAACCAGACUCCAGCUCCAGACCAGCCUUUCUCCCUGCCACUAAACAGAGAGGAGUCCAAAAUUCCCCGACACGGCACUGAUAAAAACUGGGUUUAUCCCUCUGAACAGAUGUUCUGGAAUGCCAUGCUACGGAAGGGGUGGCGCUGGCGUGAUGAUGCUCUUGAGCCUCAAGAUAUGACCAACAUUAUUAAGAUACACAAUCAGAACAACGAGCAGGCCUGGCAGGAGAUCCUGAAAUGGGAGGCGCUCCAUGCACAUGAAUGCCCGUGUGGUCCAUCUUUGAAAAGGUUUGGUGGUAAAGCCAAAGAAUACUCUCCCAGAGCACGCCUUCGCCACUGGAUGGGCUACGAGCUGCCUUUUGACCGCCACGACUGGAUCGUCGACCGCUGUGGGAAGGAGGUGCGCUAUGUCAUCGACUACUACGACGGUGAAAUCAACAAAGAGACCUACGAGUUCUCCAUCCUGGACGUGCGUCCGGCCUUUGACUCUAUAGAGGCUGUCUGGGAUCGCAUGAAGGUGGCCUGGUGGCGCUGGACCUCCUAAAGGACUCUGACACACACAGACAUCACACAGAUACAUGGUCUCUGUGUGAAGUUCGAACACAUUUGCGGAGUUUGAAAAUGAAAGGAGUUCUUCAUUUUAGUUUUGCGGAAUGUGUUGUGCCGUGAAAAGAAACUAUAAACAAGACCCACGAAGAAAAUCCAGAUGAACUAAUCUAUCGGUAGUUUCAGCAGAGCUUCAGUCAGCUGGGCUGUAUUGAGCUUCAUCUAGUAAUCAUCAGUGGGAGAUGUAAUUUCAGGUUUGCAGUGCAGUUAGCAAGUCUGUGUGUCUAAGUAGCACAGAGUUACUCAGCAUGUCCGUCUCAAACUGCCAUUUGGAAUCAGUCUAACUGCCCUCUGGGGUAGAUGGGUCAGUCUUGUUAAGCUGUGUAAAGCUGCCUUCAUUUCACAUGAGGAUAACCGUCAGAAUGGCUUGCUGGCCAGAAGCAACUUGAAAAUUCACACAUUCACACUGGUUGAAAUCCCUCAGGUUUUCAGUAGACUAAAUACCUCCUGGCCAGUUGUUGUUUUCACAGUUUAAAAAUACAGCCCAAGCCCAAAUUUCUGUGAAGCCUGACCUCUUAUGGUGAAAAGCAGGGCUCAUGGUCCUCUACAUGUGAUGACAUCACCUGCCACCAAAGACUUCUCACCAUCAGAGGUCAGGCGUCACACAGAUGUGGAUUUCUGUUUUAUGUUUGUUUCUUUUUUUAAUGAGUCUAUCAUUCCCUCCUCUUGACCACUGGUGUUUCAUUUUGGGUCAUAAUUCAGGAAUCCAACAGGCAGUUUGUAGAUAUAGUUGUUUCCUUGUGGUAUAAAUGCAAUAAAACAUGUUGGAAAACAGAUGUUACUUUGCAUACACUGAACACAUGACAUUGCAUUAUAUUUAACUGGUUGUUGAACCAGUACACCAACAGGGUCACUCUAAACACUUGCAGCCUGCUUGUACCCAUUUUGUCCAAUUUUAUGCACUUUUGCUUUUCUGGGAGAGUGUCAUAGUGGGAGGUAGCUGCAGGAAAACUGGUUUUAAUGAUUCUCGUGGCAGUUUGAGCACUAGGCUGUCCACCUCUGUGCUGUGACCUGGUCUGGCUAACUGGCUCUCUUCAAAAGGGGUUUUGCCAUUCAUGAAUCUCUCAGCCUUUGUACUGUGUAUGUUAUGACUGUAAAGAACGUAAUUAGAUUCUAGUCAAACCCACUUUACCAUCUUCUGGCAGUGGUAUGGUUUGUAAAUUGUUGGCGAGAAGAGUUCUGUAUUAACGUUCCAUCAUUAUUCUCACUCUUAAAGUGGGUUUGACAAAAAACUGUGUUGAAUGUGUGAGGGUUAGGGCUGCUUUAGUCUAGGUUUUGAGGGAGAAGUGCAAGAUAUAGUUUUAUUUUUUUAAGAUUAGAGUGGAUUUCAGCCUUGUGAUUUUGAGAUAUUUGAACUCUUCCAUCUUCCCCUCCUCCCUGUAUUGGUUCGUGUGCCCUGUGUUGUCUUCUGAUGAACAUUAGGUGCAGAGGUCAGUGGUUUGGAUUGAGGUUAGGUAAGCUCAUAUCAGUCUGUGAAACUGCCUCUUCACUGUACAUGACUGCACAUAUGACAGUUAGAAUAGGCCCCUCAUAACUGCUGAAUACAUCAUGCUCACUUCACUCACCAGUCGCCAAGACAUCAUUAGCUAGUAUUUGACUAAACCUUUUAAAUUAAAAACAUGCAAAAUCCAAACACAUUUUUAUUCAACGGUUAUUCACUGUGUAACAUAACAUUACACAUGAACCUGAAUUGUCAAACUCAGACAAUAUUAAUAUUUUCAUUUUGCUCACUUACUCAUUUUUCACUUUGUUUUGUGAUCCACAGACUGAUUCUCCAGAGACAGGGUCUGUAUCAGAAUACAAUGAUUCUUCCUUGAAGCUAUAUGAAAUUUUACAUUGGUAUCAAAACUCUUUGCUUCACUUGUAGUGCAUUAUUUUGUCAGAAAUACAUGCUAAUUUUUAUUUAUUUUUUGGUGACUCCAGACUUCUGUGUGUACAAUACCUUGAUGCUCCAGUCCCCAGAAAGUUUUUGUGUUUUAGAAACAGUGAAAUGAACAAUAAAGCUGCUCCUUCUGCCUCUGGAA
This is a messenger RNA of Myripristis murdjan (pinecone soldierfish), 3082 nucleotides long. It is a transcript of the gene hccsb, whose product is annotated as holocytochrome c synthase b. Gene Ontology annotation, cellular component: mitochondrion. The transcript is spliced from 8 exons. Gene Ontology annotation, biological process: cytochrome c-heme linkage. Gene Ontology annotation, molecular function: holocytochrome-c synthase activity. NCBI's taxonomy places the organism in Eukaryota, Metazoa, Chordata, Actinopteri, Holocentriformes, Holocentridae. The coding region runs from base 151 to 996 and encodes 281 amino acids. The record is from RefSeq and is a predicted model, not a curated record.